AUGGCAUCCGAGCAUCAACACCCACACCCCCAUGGGGACGAGUGGGAAGGAGAUUUUGACCCUUUCGCUGAUCCCGAAGAGCGAAGGGUGUUGUUUGCCGCAGUUGACUCAUUCAGGCAGUAUCGACGAAAUGCUCACAUGAACACAACUCAUCGCCGCCGACAGGCCUUCUAUGCCCUGCCGUCAGCCCAUUGGCAGAUGCUGUCGGAGCCACCAUUCUCCAUAUUGGACAAUUUCAACAAGGUGGAUGAUGCUAUUGAUACCAACGCCGAGAUCGCUGAUGCAAUUCUCGACAUUGGCUUGGAGUCCUUCAAUCUCUCUCCUUCUCCGGACAAAAAUGACCCUACUCAAAACUGGCAUGAGGUGGCCACAUCAUCAGAUGUGAACAAAGCCCACUCUACGAUACGUCAAUUCUAUCGCGAUUGGAGUCUGGAAGGGCGAGCCGAAAGAGAAGUCUGCUAUGAUCCCGUCCUUCAGGACCUCCGCAAUGAAUUCCAAGCCCGACGCGACAGCGGGGAAGAGAUCCGUGUUCUGGUCCCAGGCGCUGGUCUUGGCCGGCUUGUCUUUGAGAUUUGCAUGGCUGGCUACGACGCGGAAGGGAAUGAGAUCUCGUAUCACCAGCUGCUGGCCAGCAACUGGAUUCUUAACCACACGGCCGGACCCUCGAAACAUGCCCUUCAUCCUUUUGCACUGCACUUCUCCAAUCUGCAAUCUCGCGCCCAACAGCUGCAGCAAGUCCAGAUCCCUGAUGUCCACCCCGGACUUGCAAUGCAAGCGGCGGUUGAAGCUGGUCAGCGACUGGGUACCAUGUCGAUGUCUGCGGCUGAUUUCACGGUGCUGUACACCCAACCGAACAACAAGGAGACCUUCGACGCGGUGACUACGGUCUUCUUCAUCGAUACUGCGCCGAACCUGAUACGCUACAUCGAGGCGAUUCGACACAGCCUCAAACCCAACGGGCUAUGGAUUAACGUCGGGCCCCUUCUGUGGCACUUCGAUGACGGGCACUCCCGCAAGCCAGGGGACGCCAGCCACGAGGCCGGAAUCGGAGAACCUGGAAAUGUGGAGUUGAGCGAAGAAGAGGUACUGAGCCUGGUGGGGCGCAUGGGCUUCCGCCUCGAGAAGCGUGGAGAUCGGCGACCUUGCGGCUAUAUUCAGGACCCUAACAGUAUGCUUCAAAACCUAUAUCAGCCAUCGCACUGGGUGGCGCGAAAAGUGACCGGGGCCUGA
This is a messenger RNA of Penicillium olsonii, 1230 nucleotides long. NCBI's taxonomy places the organism in Eukaryota, Fungi, Ascomycota, Eurotiomycetes, Eurotiales, Aspergillaceae. The record is from the annotation of a GenBank genome assembly.